This is a messenger RNA of Funneliformis mosseae, 528 nucleotides long. Lineage: Eukaryota; Fungi; Glomeromycota; Glomeromycetes; Glomerales; Glomeraceae. The record is from the annotation of a GenBank genome assembly.
AUGAAACAAUAUAAGGAAUUGAUUAAACAUUUGGAUAUUGAUCUUUGUGCUUAUAAUUCCCAUGAUAUUAUUUUGGAGUUAAAAACUAAACGCAGAAAUUAUUUUAGAAAUGAGGAUAUAAGAUAUAUUGCAGUAUUUACUGAAAAAGUUCAAAGGUUAACAAUAUUCUCAGAUGAUUUCACUAACAAGUUUAAAUAUGAGUUAACUAAAAAAGAAUUACUUAAAUAUGGCAAUCAAGGAUGGAAUUGUUUUGCUACUUUACUUGUGCAAAAUAGUAAACAACUAGGUUGGAUUAAACAGCAAUUAUUCUAUAAAGAACAUGGUAGCGUUACAUUGAAGAGAUGUAUUGGUCAUGGGAGGACGUGUCAUGUUUUUAGUGGAGAAUCACAUGAUAGAAUUAUUGUUGCAGUCAAAAUUUUAAAGUAUAAAGAUAAUAUUGAAAAGGAAGUGAACAUUUUGAAAAAGCUAGAAACCUUGAACUCUUCAAAUAUCUCUUCCAUUUUUUUUCAAAUUCAAUCUCUAUUGUGA